Molecule: messenger RNA, 725 nt
Organism: Synchiropus splendidus (mandarinfish)
Lineage: Eukaryota; Metazoa; Chordata; Actinopteri; Syngnathiformes; Callionymidae
Product: transmembrane emp24 domain-containing protein 11
Exons: 5
Coding region: 81-725 (214 amino acids)
Biological process (GO): Golgi organization; endoplasmic reticulum to Golgi vesicle-mediated transport; intracellular protein transport
Cellular component (GO): endoplasmic reticulum-Golgi intermediate compartment; endoplasmic reticulum; COPII-coated ER to Golgi transport vesicle
Source: RefSeq, a predicted model, not a curated record
UUCACACACACACGCGGUAGAAUGUCCUCAUCAUUGUAACAUUUGAGGAGCAAACUGGCCAACAAUAACAACUCGACGCAAUGGGGCUGCGAGGUACAGGACUUGUGCUGCAGUGUUACCUGGUGCUGGCUGCGGCCAUGUACUUUGAUCUUGGAGAGCAGGAGGAAAAAUGCAUCAUAGAGGAGGUUCCUGAUGACAUGCUGGUGACGGGAUAUUUCCUACUGGAGCCCUGGGACUUGAAGACGUUCAGAGACACCCCGCAUCUUGGGGUCACUGUGACAGUGCGUGACCCAAAUCAUGAGGUGGUCAUGUCUAAGCGUUAUGGAAAAUUCAGUAAAUUCACCUUCACCACUCACAUGUCCGGACAGCACUACCUCUGCUUCCAAACCAACUCCACGAGGUUCUCUGUGUUCGCUGGAGAACGGCUGAAGCUGCACCUGGACGUCCAGAUGGGGCAGCACUCCAUUGACCGCAGUCCUGACCGAACCAAAGACAACUUGAAGGUACUGGAAGCCAGCCUAAGUCACCUGACCGACCAGAUGUUGUACAUCACGAGGCAGCAGGACUAUCAGAGGGAGCGGGAGGAGUCAUUCCGUCAGAUGAGUGAAGACACCAACAGUUCCGUGCUGUGGUGGGCCGUGGUUCAGACCUCCAUCCUGCUGUCUGUCGGCUUCUGGCAGAUGAAACGACUCCGAGACUUCUUCAUCUCCAAAAAGCUGGUCUGA